This is a messenger RNA of Sinocyclocheilus grahami, 857 nucleotides long. RefSeq names its product dnaJ homolog subfamily C member 12-like. Gene Ontology annotation, cellular component: cytoplasm. Lineage: Eukaryota; Metazoa; Chordata; Actinopteri; Cypriniformes; Cyprinidae. The record is from RefSeq and is a predicted model, not a curated record. The transcript is spliced from 4 exons. The annotation marks the transcript as partial.
UGUUUGAAUCUGUUUCUCACACACUUUCUGCAGUGGAGGACUUCCAGAAGUUACAGGAGGCUAAAGAGGUUCUCACAGAUGAGAAGAAAAGAAAGAAUUACGAUCUGUGGCUCCGAAGUCAAAUUGUAAUCCCGUUCAGCGAGUGGCGAGCGCUCAGUGACUCCGUUAAAACAUCAAUGCAUUGGGCUGCGAGGACCAAGAAAGAGCCGAUGCUUGAGGCUGCAAAAGAUCCAGAUCCAGUGACUCUGGAGGAGAACCCGUCUGAACCGUCACUGCCGUCCAGUGAUCAUUGGCACCACAGGUUUCGCUGGGCUGGUGAAGCUCCCUCGGGCCUUUUACAGAAGUUCAGGAAUUAUGAAAUAUAAAUGCAUAUUUCCUGUUGCUCUGCAUGCUUUUGUGUGUAAGUGCAUUUAUUCCAUUUAUAGAGUAAAGCAUCAGAACUGAGCAAUCAUUUACUAUGCUUCACCAUUUCUGGCAUAACAUUGACUUUAUCUGUCUGUUUGUUUUGUAGGAUGUUGAUAUUAAUAUUCAGCAGUGACGCUUCGUAUGCCUUAAAUGUCCAAUCAGAAUUGUUUUCCUGAAAUAUGAGUAAACCGUGUUUUCAAGCCUGCAGAUUUGCACAAGCAACGAUUAUAACGUUUAUUUUAAUUCAUAAUUUAUUGAACGAAUAUAUCACUAAUUAAAUAAUAUAUAUUAGUAGAAAAUUGCAUUCGAUUAGAAGCCAGGAGUGUCUUAAAAAUAUCACUUUUUUUAUUCAUAAGUUUAUUUUUAGAGAAAAAAAAUUGUAAAAGUGUUUAUGAUAUGAGUUCGUUGUGCAAUCAGUAUUUCGAGGCAUAUAUAUAUAUAUAUUUAUUAAU